GACGGCUCCCCUCUGGCGCCAUCCACAGCUCCAGCUUCUCCAUGGUCGCCCGUGACACCGAUGGUCGCCUCCGCCUCAGCCUUCUUCCCGGCAGCUGCCGGUGCAAGUGUCUGCUCCAGCGGAAGGUGCUUGCCGCGCGCUACUGCAUCGGGCAUGGAGGUGGCGCCGCCGUCGCCAGCGGUGUCCCCCGACGUGUCGCCGGCGAUGUCCCCUGGCGCGGCGAUUCGUCGCAACGCACGCCGGCUGGGCAUCCCGCUGGACCUCCAGGUGCACGGCAUCCACGCGCCGGUGCCCGUGCUUGCUGGAGGGCCCGACGGGGACGAGGUGCUCGCGCCCUCGCCGCACGCCGGGUCGGCGCCUGCGCCGGUGGAACUGCCGAAGGACCUCCCCCUGCACCGGCCCUCCACGAAGCCGCCUCAGAGCAUCACCGCCGCCGCGCGCCCGAGUGCUGGCCGCUUCUCUGGCGCCUGA
Prorocentrum cordatum is the source of this 471-nucleotide messenger RNA. Lineage: Eukaryota; Dinophyceae; Prorocentrales; Prorocentraceae. The record is from the annotation of a GenBank genome assembly.